This is a messenger RNA of Cryptomeria japonica (Japanese cedar), 2921 nucleotides long. Its product is annotated as oxysterol-binding protein-related protein 1C. Gene Ontology annotation, cellular component: cytosol; intracellular membrane-bounded organelle; membrane. Gene Ontology annotation, molecular function: sterol binding. NCBI's taxonomy places the organism in Eukaryota, Viridiplantae, Streptophyta, Pinopsida, Cupressales, Cupressaceae. The transcript is spliced from 10 exons. The record is from RefSeq and is a predicted model, not a curated record. The coding region runs from base 196 to 2559 and encodes 787 amino acids.
CACCGAAUAUGCAGAGCCUUCCACAUUUUAUAAUCGCCAUUUCAAUUGGAAAUUCCAAUACCUCUACUGUCUGUCGUAAAAUUCUUUUCUUGUUAAUAAAUCUUUUGGAAAUAUAAAAGAGGCGGCCUGGUUUCGAUCCAUAAACCAAUUCCCAACCAUAGCAGAAUGGAGGGCUAAAAUGUUAAUGCCUGUCAAAUGCAUCUCCUUUCGUUCUGUUGUAGCGUUCCUUCGAUUAUUUUCAGACAACAAACGGAAGCAGAAAUAAUGCCUGUCUGUCCGCAAACCAACUGUUUGUUACCGCCUCCGGCCGCGGUGCACAGAAAAUCUUCGUCAUUUGACGGCGAUGCGUCGCUGCGGUCCGCUUAUUCCUCUUGCAGUCAAGAGCCAGCAGAUAUGAAGAUGGUGAAUAAUAUUGCCGGAGAGGGCGUCGCAGGAAUUUUGUAUAAGUGGGUUAAUUACGGCAAGGGAUGGAGGACGCGGUGGUUUAUGCUUCAGGAUGGUGUUCUGUCAUAUUACAAAAUCCACGGACCGCACAAGAUUGCCGUAAAUCGACGGACCGAGAAGGGCGUCAGAGUGAUUGGCGAUGAAUCGUUGAAGCUCAUGAAGAAGCCCAAGAACAUGCAUGGUACCCGGAUCGAGUCCAGGGAGCGAAGGCAACCUUUUGGCGAAGUGCAUCUCAAGGUGUCCUCCAUUCGAGAAAGUAAGUCGGAUGAUAAAAGAUUCUCAAUAUUCACUGGUACAAAAAGACUUCAUCUGCGAGCAGAAUCCAGAGAAGACCGAUCUGCUUGGAUUGAAGCAUUGCAGGCUGGAAAAGACCUCUUUCCUCGUAUCUCAACAAGUGAUCUUAUGGUGCCUGCGGAAAACAUCACUGUUUCAACAGAGAAGCUUAAGAAGCGCUUGUCAGAGGAAGGCUUGAGUGAAGAUGCAAUCAAGGAAACUGAGCAGAUUAUGCUGACAGAGUUUUCUGAGCUCCAGAACAAACUGAAGCUUCUUCAGCAAAAGCAGUUUCACUUGCUCGAAGCCUUGAGACAACUAGAGACAGAAAAAGUUGAUCUGGAAACUACGGUUGUUGAUGAAAGUCAAAGUUAUUCAAAGUCACGAAGAGCUUCUCUCAGGUCCAGACAUGAAAAAUGCAGUGAAGACAGUGCUACUGAAUCUGAUGAUGAUAAUGAUAGACAAGAUGGAGCAGAUGAAGAAUCAGAUGAGGAUGAUGGUGCUUAUUUUGAUACGAGAGAUAUUUUAUCAUCCACUUCUUCAAGGAGAUCUGAUUCUGGAUACAGGCGGACAUCUGUUGAUUCAGAGGAAGGUUUGACCUUUCCAAAUAAUGUAGAUGUGUUUAAUGCAGACAUAGAAACGGUUGGAUUUGACUACCCGAAUGUGGAAAGACGAAGGAAAUUGCCAGAUCCAAAGGAAAAGGAGAAAGGUGUGAGUCUUUGGUCAAUGAUUAAAGAUAACAUUGGAAAAGACCUCACCAAAGUGUGUCUUCCAGUCUAUUUUAAUGAGCCUCUUUCAUCCUUGGAAAAGUGCUUUGAGGAUCUGGAAUAUUCUUACCUGCUUGAUCGGGCAUAUGAAUGGGGCAAACAGGGAAACAGCCUUUUGCGGAUACUAAAUGUUGCAGCAUUUGCAGUAUCUGGAUAUGCUUGUACUGAAGGUCGAAACUGUAAGCCUUUCAAUCCUCUUUUGGGGGAGACUUAUGAGGCUGAUUACCAAGACAAAGGCCUCCGUUUCAUUUCUGAAAAGGUCAGUCAUCAUCCCAUGACUGUUGCAUGCCACUGUGAAGGCAGGGGGUGGAAGUUCUGGGGAGAUAGUACCUUAAAGAGCAAAUUUUGGGGUCGCUCAAUUCAGCUUGAUCCUGAAGGAGUUCUCACGCUGGAGUUUGAUGAUGGUGAAGUAUUUGAAUGGUCUAAGGUCACUACAUCCAUAUACAAUCUAAUUUUGGGGAAAUUAUAUUGUGAACAUUAUGGGACAAUGCGUAUACAAGGAAAUCGUGAGCAUUCUUGCAAGCUGAAAUUCAAAGAGCAAUCUAUGCUGGAUCGUAACCCUCAUCAGGUUCAAGGUGUGGUUCAGGAUAGGAGUGGUAAUACAGUAUCUACAUUGUUGGGGAAAUGGGAUGAAAACAUGUACUAUGUUAAUGGUGAUAUUAACUUGAAGUCCAAGCGAUAUGAUCCAUCAUCUGAGGCUAUCUUAUUGUGGGAAUCUAGCAAACCCUCUAAUUUUUCAACUAGAUAUAACUUCACAAGUUUUGCUAUAACACUUAAUGAGCUAACGCCAGGUUUGAAGGAAAAGCUUCCACCAACAGAUUCAAGGCUCAGACCAGAUCAACGACAUCUGGAAAAUGGAGAAUAUGAAUUGGCAAAUGCAGAGAAGUUGAGGUUGGAGCAGAGGCAGCGGCAGGCUAGGAAGCUCCAAGAAAGAGGGUGGCAGCCUCGAUGGUUUCGCAAAGAAAAUGGGAAAGACACAUACCAAUACAUUGGAGGAUAUUGGGAAACAAGGGAGCAAGGGAAAUGGGAUUCUUGCCUUGAUAUAUUUGGUCAAACUGCUGAGAGUUCUUAUGAUUAAAAGGGAACCUCGUUGUCAUGGUCUUUAGCUCAAUUCAAGUAAAAUUUCUGGUAAUAAUGCUCCCAAUUCCAUGAUAGGAACACCAUUGUUUGCCAGAAGUUAUAGUCUGGAACAAGAAGCUUGAAUAAGCCAUGCUCGCUUUUUGGCCCUAGAUAGUUUUUUCCCAAUCCUCUUAACCUAAGCAUUGUAAAUUUCUAGAGGAUGUUAUUCUGAUCAACCAAUUACGAGUUCUUCAAAUGGUGGAUGAGAAUUUUCAACCUUGUAGAAAGAUUGUUUGCGCUUGCUGGAUUUUACAAGUGGCUCAGCCACAAAUCCAUUCUUUCUACCUCUCUGUAAUAAAUUCCCAAAGCAAUUUCCACUGA